This is a messenger RNA of Rhinolophus ferrumequinum (greater horseshoe bat), 2518 nucleotides long. RefSeq names its product anti-silencing function 1A histone chaperone (gene ASF1A). The record is from RefSeq and is a predicted model, not a curated record. Gene Ontology annotation, molecular function: histone binding. Gene Ontology annotation, biological process: DNA replication-dependent chromatin assembly. Gene Ontology annotation, cellular component: nucleus. The transcript has 4 exons. NCBI's taxonomy places the organism in Eukaryota, Metazoa, Chordata, Mammalia, Chiroptera, Rhinolophidae. The coding region runs from base 386 to 1000 and encodes 204 amino acids.
UGUUCUCUGCCUUUGUCCUAAUCCACACCAGCAGGUGGAGCCGCAGUUAAAGUUUCCGAGUCCAUUCAGGGAGCGGGAGCCCAUCUUGCUCGCCGCCAAGGCCCUCGGUGGAGGAGGAGGGUCAGAGCUCGGGUGCAGCCAAUCGCGAGCAACGCUGCUAGUUAUCAGAGCAGAAUGGGCUGUAGUUUAGUGAAAUAGGAAAGCUGCAAAACACUGUGGAGUGUUCCCGUGUAAAUAAAAAGAGGAAAAAAAAGUUUCUCAAGUCGCCGCUGCACUACGUCGGGCCGGCGCCGCGGCGGGGGUCUGCGCUCUCCCGGGCGGCCGCGCGCUGGACUUGAUUGUGCCGCAACAAGCCCCCGUUCCCAUUGUUUGUUUUUUUCAAAAUAUGGCAAAGGUUCAGGUGAACAAUGUAGUGGUGCUGGAUAACCCUUCUCCUUUCUACAACCCAUUCCAGUUCGAGAUCACCUUCGAGUGCAUCGAGGACCUGUCUGAAGACUUGGAAUGGAAAAUUAUCUAUGUGGGAUCUGCAGAAAGUGAAGAAUACGAUCAAGUUUUAGACUCUGUUUUAGUGGGCCCUGUUCCUGCAGGAAGGCAUAUGUUUGUAUUUCAGGCUGAUGCCCCUAACCCAGGACUCAUUCCAGACGCAGAUGCAGUAGGUGUCACAGUUGUGCUAAUUACAUGCACCUAUCGCGGUCAAGAAUUUAUUAGAGUUGGCUAUUAUGUAAAUAAUGAAUACACCGAGACAGAAUUAAGGGAAAAUCCGCCAGUAAAACCAGACUUUUCUAAGCUUCAAAGGAACAUUCUGGCAUCUAAUCCCAGAGUCACAAGAUUUCACAUUAAUUGGGAAGAUAACACAGAAAAACUGGAAGAUGCAGAGAGCAGUAAUCCAAAUCUACAAUCACUUCUUUCAACAGAUGCAUUACCUUCAGCAUCAAAGGGAUGGUCUACGUCAGAAAACUCACUAAAUGUCAUGUUAGAAUCCCACAUGGACUGCAUGUGACCACCUGCCAUCCCUCUAGUACAAAUUAAGCUAUAAAAACACACAGAACUAUUUCCCUGAAAUUCCAUUAAGUCAUAGUCAAGACACAAUGUGAAGAAUUUGUUUUAAAAACAUCCUGUAGAAAGUUUAUAAGAAAACCAGUAUUUGAGCAAAUUGUGGAAUAUAAAUACAACUAUUUUUAAGUAACUUUUUUCUCUAAUGUGUUAUUUUAUUUGUUCUGAAACUAAUCUGAUUAAAACAUAUAUAUUAUUUUCUUCUCCUCUGAUACGUAAUUAAAGCACUUAAAAAGAAAUAUGAAUCAUUAGACAAGGUUGUAAAGAUGUCUUAGCCUCUUGGACAGUAAUGUUUAGACCACUGUUUUACUGGCCUUCAAAAGAACAAAGUUCACAUCAACUAAAAUAUUUCUUCCUGUAAUAACAUAGUUUGGUUCAGUUUAAGGGGUGAAUUUACAGUCUCUUGGCAUGUCCUUAAAUAAGGGAUUUGAAGUCAACUAGAUGCUACCAAGAACUUUAGGAUCUGAUUUUCCAGGCCAUCUUGAAGCUUCCUAUGGCUACUACUAGAGUUCACAUAAUGUUAAAUAGUAUUCAGUUUGGUUUCUAAGAUAAUGACAAAUGUGGUUAAUUGUUUAUGAAGUUUUCUGGCUAUGGUUUUUGUUUUUUUGUAACAGUUUAGGACAUCAGAACACUCCUUGAGUCAUGCAUCAUUAUUACCCAGUGAACGCAACACGUCAAGAGCAUAUACAGACUCCCUGAGUUUAAGAAUAGACUAUAGUAAAUUAGAUUUAUAAAAAUACUAUAAACUUAACUCUUUAAAACUGUUUUCAUAGAUCAUUUGUUAGCAGCAUUUAUAUAAAAACAGUAGAUUUGGGGAGGUAUACAUAGCUUUAUCAUAAUAGAUAAGUCACUAUUUUGGAAACAUUUUCACACAUGUAGUACUCUUCUCCAUAUUCCCUGACACUCAUGCAGAAUACAAUUAGGCAUAUUUGUGAUGAACAUAUUCUAAGCUUUUCCAGAUAAUUCUUUUUAAAGUAAUCUUUGAAAGGAAUUCAUUUAAUGGGCCAAAAGGUUCUUUGAUGAGAGCUAAGUCCUUCCUCAGAAAGUUUCUUAUGCUCCAUUAAAUUAAGUGUAGAAUAUUCUCAUUACUCUUGCUGCUAAGCAAGACAUCAGCCAUAUGAUGCAGAGUUAUGCAGUGCCUUCAUAUCUAAAACUUUUAUACUGCACUUUUUAAAGCUUUUAUUUUGAGGAAGGGAAAAGGGCAUUUGUCUGAAUAUGGAAUAUAAGUUGUACAUAUUUCCUGUCAUUCUAAAAAAGUGAAUUUGUGAUACAAAAUUUUGCUAAAUGUUAAACUUUGAAAUUUAAUAUACCAGAUUAUUAAAAUACUGUCCACUAACUAGUUCAUAGACUUUAAAAGUAAAACACAUCCUACUGUUAAAAUUAUAUGAAGAAAAUUUCAUUGUCUAAUUGCAAUUAAAAGAAAAUGUUAAAAUAUUAAAAUGAAAAUAAAAGUAAUACUUUCCAA